Messenger RNA from Alnus glutinosa, 1884 nucleotides. RefSeq names its product mitochondrial metalloendopeptidase OMA1. The transcript is spliced from 3 exons. Gene Ontology annotation, cellular component: membrane. NCBI's taxonomy places the organism in Eukaryota, Viridiplantae, Streptophyta, Magnoliopsida, Fagales, Betulaceae. The coding region runs from base 310 to 1641 and encodes 443 amino acids. The record is from RefSeq and is a predicted model, not a curated record. Gene Ontology annotation, molecular function: metalloendopeptidase activity.
GGACCCCUUCACAUUGAGUUCAACGGCGUUCCAGACACGUCUACAUCGUCCUGGUACAUGGUACACCGUGCACCCUAGCUUCUGCCAAAUCAUUGUCUCUUUAACUUCAACUGUUGUCUCACCUGUAGGUUGCUCUUUAAGCUCCAAAUCCUUUCCGACUCUCUCUCUCUCUCUCUCUCUCUCUCUCCUGUUAUAUCCGACUCUCCUCGCCACGGACAGACUUUGUUUUUAAUCCAAAAGAAGCUCACUUCCUGAAUGGAUCUGACUCGUAAAUUUCAAAGUUUCUAGUUAUAGUUCUUAAUCAACAUCAUGGGAUGCUACAGAAGAACAAAGCAGGCAGUCGAUGCUUUUCGGAAUUUUACUUCCAGGAUUAUUCCCAAACAUCCAAUUCAAGAACCCAGGUCCAGAAUUUCCCAAACUGGACCGAAUUCGAUUUUUGCUUCCAAUAAAGCUAAGUCUUCCGGGUUUUCUCCCUACUUCUCGAUUGCUCAACCAAAUAGAAUUCAAUUCAGUAAGUUCAAUCAGUCCAAUCCCUUUGUAGGUGGUGCUAAGAGAUAUUACUAUGUCGAUCGGUACCAUGUUCAGCAUUUUAAGCCGCGAGGGCCUCGCCGGUGGUUUCAGAGCCCGAGAAACGUGCUGAUUGUGGUUCUGGUGGGUUCUGGGGUUUUGAUCACUGUGUAUUUGGGGAAUUUAGAGACUGUCCCGUAUACCAAUCGAACCCAUUUCGUGCUUUUGUCGAAAAGCAUGGAGAAGAGGCUCGGAGAGACGCAAUUCGAGCAGAUGAAAGCGGCUUUCAAGGGCAAAAUACUGCCGGCAAUACACCCGGAAAGCGUGAGGGUGAGACUGAUAGCCAAGGACAUCAUCGAGGCAUUGCAGAGAGGGUUGAGGAAUGAGCAGGUGUGGAGUGAUUUAGGGUAUGCGUCGGAGAGCGUAGGCGGCGUUCACGAAGCAAAGAGCCACGAGACCUUGAUGGCAUUGAAGGAGAGGGAGGAAGGGGAGUGGUUUAAAGACGAUGAAAUCCUUGAUGAAAAGUGGGUUCAGCAGAGUAGGAAGAAGGGUCAGGAGAGAGGGUCUCAACCAGAUACAUCGCAUUUGGAAGGAUUGAAUUGGGAGAUUUUGGUGGUUAAUGAGCCUGUUGUUAAUGCAUUCUGCUUACCGGGUGGGAAAAUUGUUGUCUUUAAGGGUUUGCUCGAGCAUUUUCGAAGUGAUUCUGAGGUAGCAACUAUAAUUGGGCAUGAGGUUGGGCAUGCUGUGGCUCGACAUGCGGCGGAGGGGAUUACGAAGAACCUGUGGUUUGCAAUUCUACAACUGAUACUUUAUCAGUUUAUAAUGCCUGACAUUGUCAACACUAUGUCAGUUCUGUUCCUAAGGCUUCCUUUCUCUCGCCGGAUGGAAAUGGAAGCAGAUUACGUAGGGCUGCUGUUGAUGGCUUCUGCCGGAUAUGAUCCUCGUGUGGCCCCCACAGUGUACGAGAAGUUGGGAAAGUUGACAGGCGAAUCGGCGCUCAGGGAUUAUCUUUCCACCCAUCCAUCCGGGAAAAAGAGAGCCCAGUUGCUGUCUCGAGCUCAGGUCAUGGAAGAAGCUCUUACUAUAUAUAGGGAAGUCAGAUCGGGUCGUGGGACGAUCGAAGGUUUUCUCUAGGACAACACCACCACAUGCCAUUGUAUAACUUCCCUCAGUGUUAGUUAAAGAGCCGUAGAGGGGACCUGAUUGUCAAGUUAAUUUGAAGGCUUCCUCUGUGUGCUUAAAUUUUCAUUCAUUUUAUUUUAUUUUAUUUUACAGCACUUAAGCUUAAUUCAAAUCCAAAAAAAUAAUUAAAAAAAAGCUACUGUUUUUUAAUUACAAAUAUUUAAUGAGAGACAUGAGAAAUGUUCAAUUCUCCCU